Messenger RNA from Anisakis simplex (herring worm), 1035 nucleotides. NCBI's taxonomy places the organism in Eukaryota, Metazoa, Nematoda, Chromadorea, Rhabditida, Anisakidae. The record is from the annotation of a GenBank genome assembly.
AUGGUUGCAGGACCGAAUGAUGAGAUAUUGAAUUGCACGGAAUGUGAUUCACGUGAGAGCGUCUCAGUGCACUGCAUGCCUCAAGUAAUCCCUCCAGGUGAUCCGUAUUUCCCGAUAACACUCCCAGAUGGACGACCGCGUUGCCUUCAUUUCGCACGCUCGCUUCUCGGACAGUUGACUCUUGGCUAUAGGAAUCAGUUGAAUCAGGUCAGAUCAGUCUCGAAGGAACUUUCCUUCUUGUUUAUUCCCCUUCUUCCCCAUGGAGCCCUUCCCUCUGUCCAUGAGGCAUUACCUCAAGGUGAUCAAGAGCAAGACUGUCGAUCGAAACCAAUAUGGCCAUGUUUCGUUGCUGGUGAUGAAAGGAACAGCCAUCAGCCUGCGUUAACAUCACUUCACACUGUAUUCUUGAGAAAUCAUAAUCAGUUAGCAGUGCGAUUGCAUUAUUUGAACCCGCAUUGGAUUGAUGAGAAACUUUAUCAGGAGGCGAGGCGUAUUGUCGGCGCACAGAUUCAGCAUGUGGUCUUCGGAGAAUUUCUUCCCAAAUUAUUGGGAUGGGAAUAUGCCGAUAAAGCUGGCCUUUUACCGCAGAGAAGUGGUUAUUAUAAAGGUUACAACCCAAAUUGUGAUGCGGCCAUUUCGCAACCUUUUGCAACCGCAGCGUUCAGGUUCGGUCAUACGCUGGUGCGACGUUUCUUCUCACGACUCGACGCCUCGUACGAAAACAGAACCACUCAUCCGGUUGACCUCACCGAAAAUUUUAAUUAUGUGCAAGCUGUUUAUGAUGCGAAACAAGGUGGGAUUGACAGCCUAAUAAUAGGAUUACUGGGUACCCCAGCGAUGGCAUUUGACCGUCAUAUCAGCACGGCGCUCAGGAAUCAUUUAUUUGCACAGAGGGGAGUACCACAUUCUGGGAUGGAUUUGAUCGCGCUGAAUAUUUUGCGGGGACGUGAUCACGGAUUACAACCUUAUAAUGAAUUCAGGUUGUUUUUACUACUCUUAACAAUUUCAUUCGCGAUUUUUCUUGAAAGUGUAUGA